ACGCAAUCGAUUUGCCAAUUUUUUCAAUGUGAAUGUGUAAUGUGAUGCCGGCUUUAACUUAUUAUUAUCCAAAAAAUGUAAAAUAUUACAUGUAUUUGUUAUUGUAAGGCUAUAGAAAAUUGCCGCAAUGUCUUUUGCAAUACUCUGCUCACUGGUUAUAACUUUUUAUGUUGUCAUUUGGUUCUUUGACUCCUUUUUCAAGAGUUGUAUGCAUUAUCCGUAUUAUGCAUUCUUGGAAGGGACUGGUUUAAAGAUAGGAAUACUAAACUUCACAUGGACAACAACGGCUUUCAACAGGUUUUUAUAUCGUUGGAGUAAAAAUUUAACUCGUAUCCUUCGUAAAUGGUAUACGUGUGGGUACAUUUUCACCAUCUGGAUAUUCCUACCAUUCGCUAUAUGGACCUUGCUAACAUUCAUAUUCGAGCAUUUUUAUGAGACCAUUCAAAUCAGCAAUGUACCUGAAAUCAAGGCCAUGCUGCCUGGUGUAAACAUUCCGGCGUCAGAUUUCUGGGUGUACUUUCUAGCUAUAGGAUUUAGUACUGUAUUUCAUGAAUUGGGCCAUGCACUGGCUGCAGCUCAAGAAGAUGUGCAACUUAUAUCUGUAGGUGUAUAUGUAUUUACUAUAAUACCAAUAGCAUUUGUCCAAAUGAAUUCUGAUCAUUUGAACACCUUAUCUGUUACCAAAAGAUUGAAAAUAUUCUGUGCAGGUAUAUGGCACAAUGUUGCUACUGCAUUUGUGGCCUUACUGUUGUUCUUCUCAGCUCCCAUUUUAUUUAACAUAGCUUAUGAAACAGAGAUUGGUGUUCAGAUAACAGGCUUUACUGAUGAUUCACCUUUAAGAGAUACAAGAGGUUUGAUACAAGGUGAUGUUGUCAAUUCAAUAAAUAAUUGUGAAAUAAAAAAUGCCAAUGAUUGGAUCUACUGUCUCCACAUGGCCCAUGAUCGGUAUGGUAUCUGCACUAGUGCAGAAUUUGUGUCUCAAAAUGAUGAAAUUAUGAUGGAAACCAUAAGGGAAAAUGAUGUAGUUGAAUGUUGCCGUAAAGAUGAUUUAUACAGUUUCUGUUUUGAAUAUUUGGAGCCAAAAGUAGUAGCUGACUCAGUGUUGCCAGGUCAGUACUCGUGCUUGAAACCCAGAGAUAUGAUCAAAGAGAAGUUUACAAAGUGUACUGAAUCUGGUGGCUUCUCUUGUCCGAGAGGCAUGCACUGCUUGAGGCCAUCAUUGAACAAUCACACAUAUUUAAUAGUCAUUGAAAGGAAGGACAAACAUACUGUCCUAUAUUUAGGGUUGCCCUAUGAUUUACAUAAGACAGUGUUCAUUGACCAGUAUUUUCCAAGAAUGGCACUAUUCUCUUUCUUCUCUCCCUCUCAGUUUGAGAAACUGCUGAGUAUAAGUGAUUGA
This is a messenger RNA of Spodoptera littoralis (African cotton leafworm), 1399 nucleotides long. The record is from the annotation of a GenBank genome assembly. Lineage: Eukaryota; Metazoa; Arthropoda; Insecta; Lepidoptera; Noctuidae.